GCCCAGAGGAAGUCAGUUCCUGGUGGCUACUGGGCAGCUCAAACAGCUCCUUGCCUCACCCACCAUGGUCCUCCCUCUACCCUGGCUCUCCAGAUGUUGCUGCCGUAGCCUCCUGCCUUCCUGGUCCCUGGGACCCCAGAACUCGAGGCACUGCUCCCAGAGCCCCAAGGCAAGCACAAAGGAGCAGACCAGUUCUACAGGGAAUGAGAAGAUGAGGUCACCUCCUAGGGGUCCCAGGCCCCGCCCCACAGGUGAGCUGGCCAAAGCAGAGGAGUUGCUAGAACAGCAGCUGGAGUUGUACCAGGCCCUGCUGGAAGGGCAAGAAGGGGCCUGGGAAGCCCAGGCCUUGGUGCUCAAGAUUCAGAAGCUUAAAGAACAGAUGAGGAGACAUCGUGAGAGCCUAAGAGAAGACAACUAAACUUUCCACCAAAUCCACUUCACCCUCCAACAAUGAAAAUACUUCUUAGGAACCCUUUUAAUCAGAAAUAUCUUAGCAUUUCCCAGGCCAUUAAGAAAAAAUGUAAGAUACCUCUACUAAGGCUGGAAAUUGAAAAGUGGUAGUCAUGGUCUCUGAAGUCUUUUGUCAUCUUUCCUCCAACCCCCUUAUCCCACCCCCAGGACCCAUAAAGCACAACCCAUAUAGGAACGUACCCAAAUUCAUGCUAUAAAAUAACCUCACCCAAAGUCCAAUAAAGGGAUGAAGCGCUUACAGACACCA
Erinaceus europaeus (western European hedgehog) is the source of this 718-nucleotide messenger RNA. RefSeq names its product mitochondrial coiled-coil domain 1 (gene MCCD1). The transcript is spliced from 2 exons. The coding region runs from base 65 to 418 and encodes 117 amino acids. The record is from RefSeq and is a predicted model, not a curated record. NCBI's taxonomy places the organism in Eukaryota, Metazoa, Chordata, Mammalia, Eulipotyphla, Erinaceidae.